AGUGAAGUAAAGUUUCUAUAAAGAUGUAACAAUAUAAUGCAUUUACACACAGUUUUGGUUUAUUCUAAAUUUAACUAAACUAGAAUUGCUGCCUCGCACUUAAAUGCCUCUGUGAACCCGUAAAGUUGCACUUACAGUUCAAAUCCAUGUCUGUGAAAACAUGGAUGCUGCACAUACAUCUUCAACCCGACAGCAUAGAAGAUCUAUACAAUCAACACAGUUUUACAGUGGGCAUCCAAGAUUAGUGUUGCCAAUUCGGUAUCCAACAAAAUGUCUCCCCUUCUUUUCUUGAGAUAUGAAGUUAAGUAAUGGCCAAAAAAAGUUUUUAUGCAAAACAUUAUAAUGUCACAGUAAAGAUGACUUUUGACCUUUUGUCACGUCAUCAUUAUAGCCUAUCGGACAUUUAUGUGCAGUUUUGUCAUAGUAACAUAAAUUCUUGAGUUUUGGCCAAAAACAUGUUUUGUGAGGAGGUCACAGUGACCUUGACCUUUGACCACCAAAGUCUAAUCAGUACAUUCUUGAGUCCGAGUGAACGCUUGUGACAAAUUAAGUGAAAUUCCAUGAAGGCCCUCUUAAGAUAUCGCACUCAUGAGAAUGAGACGAAUGCAUAGUCACAGUGACCUUGACCUUUGACUGCAAUUUUCUGAUCAGUACAUUUUUAAGUUUAAGUGGACGUUUGUGUCAAAUAUGAAGAAAUGCCCUCAAUGUGUUCUUAAAUAUCGCGAUCAUGAGAAUAAGACAGAUGCAAGGUAACAGUGAUCUUGACCUUUGACCACUAAAAUCUAAUCAGUUCAUCGUUGAGUCCAGGUGAACAUUUGUACCAAAUUCGAAGGAAUUCCCCAAGGUGUUCUUGACAUAUCAUCUUCAUAAGAAUGAGACAGACAAGGUCACAGCGACCUUGGCUUAUGACCUAUGACCGCCACAAUCGAAUUAGUUCAUUGUUGAGUCCAAGUGGACAUUUUUGCCACAUUUGAAGAAAAGUCGAAAACAUAGUCACUGGUCUAAAAAAACACUAAAAUUAAAAAAAUUACACCCGUACAAUAGGUUAUAAAAGUACAAGUAAACUACACCAGAGAUUUAUGAUCUGUUAAACCAGCAGCUUUAGUUACAACUAAUAAGAUAUCGUAAAACAUUUUAAUCACCAAACAAAUGGUUGUAAUUAAGUUAACAGAUUUUAUUGAGCUCUACUUCACUCUAAACCAUUCCUGAACCAGUAAACAGUGUUCACUCCAUCCAAUACCCAAAGAGCCCAGACUUUGGGAAUUGGGAAAAAUCUGUCCUGACUCAAAGUGACUGAUGACACAAUGGCUCCACAUUGUGUUAUAAAAAUACUUUUUUUAGUCUGAUACGCAUCGGGCAGUUCAUCAUAAUCUGUUUUGUUGUCCUCAUGUUUUAUAUUAAUCUGUUUAGAUUGUGUACAUUUAUGUAUGUAGUAAUUUACAUACUAUUGAACUAAAGAGUAUGCCACACAUCUGUACACAUCAGUAUACAUGUUAUAUCUGACAUUAUGAUGAUUUUCUCAAUUUAAUUACCAGUUAGCACAUGCUACAUGAGCCAUCACUCAUGACAUGAGUGAUACUUCUUUGGAAAAAAAAAAAAAAGAAAAAACAGAGGGGGGGCACUGAGAGAGCCAAUGAUUGAGAAAUACAGCGGCAGGUAAAUACCAAAAUCAGAAGCUGGUGUCAGAGCAGGCAAAGAAAUAGGAGCUGCACAAUGGAGUGCUACGUCUUUUCAAUACUGCUCCUGAUCUUGACUGAGGGAUCAGCUUCUUCAACGGAUGACGGAUUCUUAAUCUCAGCCCCUGGAGUGUUUCAUGUGGGUGUUAACGAGAAAGUGUUUGUCCAGAUGGGAAAGACUUACCUCAACAUUCCUGUUACUCUUUACUUGGAGCAUGAGACUAGCGCUACGAUAGUGUCCCAGAAGAAAACCACUCAAUGUACUGCUGAAGGAGAGGUCAAAACAGUUGAGCUCAUGAUAGACGAGGAAAAAAUGUCAAGAUUCCCUAAACAUUAUGAACACUCUUACCUUUUGCUGGUGGCAAACUUCUCUGACCAAGAUUUAAAGAAGACACAUGUCCUGGUAUCAAAACGCAGGGGCAAUAUCUUCAUUCAGACUGAUCAGCCAAUCUACGACCCAACUCAGACAGUGAAAUACAGGAUAUUCACUCUUGACCACUCAUUCAGGCCUCAUGACGAAGUGUUCCAGAUAUCAGUAUUUAAUGCUGCUGGAAACAGAGUAAUUAAGUCCCUCAGGACUGCAAAGGGAGGAAUUCUCCAGGACUCAUUCUUCAUUCCCGAUGUUUCUAAAAUGGGCACAUGGAAGAUUACAGCACACUAUGUAGACGAUGAAGCAAACGCUGCUUCCCGGGAGUUCAAAGUCCAAAAAUUUGUUCUACCAAGUUUUGAGGUGAACAUCGCAAUGGAACAGCGCUAUGUUUUACUGAGUGCUGAACAGUUAAACUUCACCAUCACAGCAAGGUAUUCACAUGGUGAGAAAGUUAAAGGGGCUUACCACUGCCAAUUUGGAAUCGUGAAAAAAGGUAAAGCCCCUGGUCAAAAAAUUAAGCCUGACUUCAUCAGGGGAUUGGAGUUGACUGGUUUGGUCACGAAUGGGACUGCAACAGCUGCCCUCCAGAUAUCAGACUUACAGGAGCACUUCCAAAAACAGCAGAACAGAAACCUGUCUGAUUUAACACAAAGUGGAGCAAGACUUUACUUGGGAGUAUUCGUCACCAACGUACAAAGUGGUGAAAUACAAGAGGCAGAAGUUUACCUUCCUAUUGUCUCCAACAAAUACAUCAUUGAUGUCUCUCGGACUCGACGAUAUUUUCAUCCUGGAUAUCCACUAGAUAUGAAGGUGAUCAUACGUCUGCCAGAUGGCUCCCCAGCAGCUGGUGUGCCAGUAAAGAUUGAUGUAUUACCAUCCUCUGAGGAAUCUUGGCAAGGCAUCACUGACCAGGAGGGGGCAGUGUUUCCUGUGUUUAAUAUUCUGUUUACUUUAAAGAUUACGUUUGGAGUGUCUGCAGAUGGCUUUCAACGAUGGGGAAUAAUGCGCCGUGUUUCCCGAGCGAGGGGCAUCAGCUUCCUUUACCUGACCUUUAACAACAAAAUCUAUUCUGUGGGCGAGCUCCUGUCUGUAAAUUACAACACCAUCAAUGGCCCAGGACAGGGGUUUAUAUACUACAUGGUCCUAAGCCGUGGGAUCAUAAUAACACAGGGUUCUGUAAGAUUUGGUACUGCAGUUAAACACAACCUGCAGAUAACAUCUGAUAUGGUGCCAUCCUUCCGAUUGAUUGGCUACUACUACAACCAGCGUGGUGACAUCAUUGCUGACUCAGUAUGGAUAGAUGUCAGGGAUGAAUGUGAGAUAAAGGUCAAGGUAGAACAAAAAGGACUGUUAGAACCUAGAAGGACAACCAAGCUAGAAUUUGAUUUACAUGGUCAAAGAGCCAGAGUGGCUUUACUGGCUGUGGAUAAAGCCAUCUACGCUCUCAAUGCUGAUAAUAAACUCACAGCCAAAGAGGUGUUUUCCACCAUGCGGUCAUAUGACCUUGGUUGCUCAUAUAGUGGAGGACGUCACCCAGAUUAUGCACUAACAGAUGCUGGCCUGUCUUUUAUAUCUCAGCCUGAAGCAGUGUGGAAAAACAAUCUUGCCUGUCGAUCACAAACUGCACGACAAAGGCGCGCUGUGGACCUUCAACAGGAAAUGAUAGCCCUAAAAUCAAACUUUUCUGAUGAAAAGCUGCAGGACUGUUGUGUUCGCGGGUUUUCUCUCAUCCCUAUGAUACGGACAUGUCAGGAUAGAGCAAAGAGAGUCUCUCUGGUGGAAGCAAAUCCUCACUGUGCAAAUGUCUUUUUAAAAUGCUGCCUCGACGGAGAGCGUCUGAGACAAAAAAAGAUACAAGAGGAUGCCCAGAAUGGACUUGGCAGGACUGCAAGCACAGCUGACAUUGAAGAGUUCUUCAUGGACACUGCUGCUCAGUACAUUCGACGUUUUUUCCCUCCAAGCUUUGAAUUCAGAGAAUUUGAUGUAAAUGGCAAAGAAAGCUAUUCUUUGGCUCUACCUGAUUCCAUCACCACAUGGGAGAUUCAGGUCAUCACUUUGUCUGCAGAGACUGGUUUCUGUGUAGUUAAGCCGUCUGAGUUCAGAGCAUUUAAGAGAGUAUUUGUGUCUCUGAGACUGCCUUUCUCAGUGAAGAGAUACGAGCAACUAUCCAUUACACCUGUUAUCUACAACUAUGGCCAUGAAAGACUACAGGUGGCAGUUCAUAUGGAACCAACUGAAGGACUUUGCUCCCCUGGCUCAGCUACCAGUACAGCUUUUGUUAACAUUACUGUGGAGCCAGAGUCUUCCCAGUUUGUGUCCUUCAGUGCCGUCCCCAUGGUAACUGGCGAAAUACCCAUCAAAAUACGUCUCUAUGAUAUAGAGAAUGAGGUGGGAAUUGAUGCAGUUGAGAAGAAAUUGAAUGUGUUGGCAGAAGGCAUUGAAAAGAGAGUAGAAGAAACCCAAGUGCUUAAAUUAGAUGGGAGGAGCACUAAGACUAUCACUAUUGACGGAUCUUUACCAGCUGACACAGUCCCCGACUCCAGCUCUAAUAUUUUUAUUUCAGUGGAAGGGGAUGGAUUUGGCAGUUCACAUGCGAAGAACCUUCUCUCUCCUCUUAAGGUUGCUGGCCUAAUCGUACUGCCUACAGGAUGUUUAGAACAGACCAUGACAGGACUGGCCCCUACAGCAUCAGCCGUCCGCUACCUUGACCUGAGUGAGCAAUGGUUCGACCUGCCUGCUGGUAGCAGAGACGAUGCUCUUGAUAAAAUUGAGCAAGGUUAUAUGAGGGUUUUAACAUACAAGAGAAAAGAAGAUGGAUCUUACAGAGCAUUUACUUCAACACAACCUAGUAAUUGGCUGACUGCCCUUGUAGUGAAAGUGCUAUCACUGGUGGCACAGCGUCAGACAGUGGGGUUUGGAGAGCAGGGCAGAAAGGCCAGGGUUGUACCAGAAGAAGAGAUCAGGCAAUCAGUCAGUUACUUGCUCUCAGUACAGAAGACUGAUGGGUUAUUCGAUGACCCAGAACGAGUGCUACACAGAGGAGUUAUGAAAGGCAAAGACGAAGAUGCAUCCAUGACGGCUUUCAUAACUCUUGCACUGAAACAGUCCCUUCAAUUCCUGCAAACUGAACUGAGAAAUGAUGCGGAAGCAAGCAUUUCAAAUGCAACAGCAUAUCUCCUGUCACACCUCGAGGAGCUUCAACAUCCCUAUGCUGUUGCCAUCACAGCCUACUGUCUGGCAGUUUGUCUGCCACAGGGAACAGAUCAUUCAUCUGCCUGGACUAAACUUCAAGCACUAGCUACUGAAGGGAAGAAUGGCUGUUAUUUGUGGACAGCUAAUGCUAACCAACAGAAUAAGGAAAGGGCGGAUGGCAUUACAGUAGAGACUACAGCCUAUGCCCUCCUCGCUGCAGUGGAACUUGGGCAUACCGAGUGGGCAGACAAAACAGCCUGCUGGUUAACCACCCAAGAAAACUACUUUGGAGGCUACAAAUCAUCACAGGAUACCAUCAUGGCAUUGGAAGCACUUGCAGAGUAUGAGAUAAAGAGGUCCAUCAGUCCUGAUGCAAAUCUGAUUGCAGAGUUCACAGUCCAAGAAAGGAGAGACAUUGUAAGGCUUACACUGGAAAAUAAGAAGGAGAAGGUGGAAACAGACCUCAAGAAAUUUUCAGGGAGCAACAUAAAUGUGCAGUUGACAGGAAAAGGCGAUACCAAGCUGAAAAUUCUAAAAGCUUACCAUCAAAUGGACCCCAAGGACGAUUGUGACCAAGUGUCUAUCAGAGUCACAGUGGAGGGAAAAGUGAAGUACACUGCUAAGGUCAUAGAAAAUUAUGAGUACUAUGACGACUACGAUAACAACGAUGAGGUGGUGGAGGAGGACAUGGUGGAGAAGGACAUGCGAGUGCCGCGAUCAGCGAAUGAGUGGUUUGAUGCUCGCACCCGAAACAGGAGAGAUGAUGAUAACGAUGUAAAGUCAGAUGAGACUCUCAACUACACAAUCUGUGUCAGUCACAGCCCGAACACCAAUCUCACAGGAAUGGCCAUUGCUGACAUCACACUGCUAAGUGGAUUUGAGGCUGUAACUCAAGACCUGGACAGGCUAAAAGACGAACCUGAACGGUACAUUUCCCAUUAUGAGGUCUCCUAUGGAAGAGUGCUGCUCUACUUCAAUGAGCUCCUCCAAUCAGAGGAAUGCAUUAGUUUUGAUGCUAUACAGAGAGUACCAAUUGGCCUUCUACAGCCCGCUCCAGCUGUGUUCUAUGAUUAUUAUGAACCAAACAGAAAGUGUACCGUGUUCUACUCUGCCCCCCAAAGAAGCAAGGUGGUCUCCAAACUGUGUUCAGAGGAUGUGUGCCAGUGUGCAGAAAGACCCUGUCAUAAAAUACAAAAUACAUUUCAACUGGGAAGAGGUCAAAGAAUCACAAUGAAUCACCGUUUACAACAUGCUUGCUUCUACCCUACAGUAGAUUACGCAUACAUUGUUGAAGUCCUCAAUGUUUCCAUGAAGAGUAACUUUGAGCUGUACAAAAUGAAAGUAAACGAGGUCCUCAGAUCCCAUGAAGAUAUCCAUGUGAGUGAGAAUUCUGUUCGAGUGUUUGCUAAGAGGCGUCACUGUAAAGGACAGCUAGAACUGGGAAAACAGUAUCUCAUCAUGGGCAAAGACGGCUCUACAACCGACUCAUAUGGAGAGAUGCAGUAUCUGUUGGAGUCAAACACCUGGGUUGAAAGAAAGCCUACAGAGAAAAAAUGUAAAAAAUCUACACGUAAAGCUGCCUGCGCUGGGUUUAAUACAUUUACAGAAGCGGAGAAGUACAGGAGAGGAAGAGACAUGAAAUCUGAGGAGCACAUACCGCAAUGCUUAGAUAAUUAGUUUCAUAUAUGGUAAAAAUAAUAGAAAGUGAUGUACAGAUAGUAAGGUACAGCACGUGUAGGGAGUUGUGUUGUUCUCUUGUCUUUCAAAACAGGAACCACGCCCCCACUGUCAGCGGGAAGGAGUCAGAUUAACACGAGGCAGGGGCGUGGUGUGGUGAAGGAGGAAGUGGAACUGCCAAUGAGAAGAGGACAACGCCUUGCGUGCACAAUGACACUCUGUUACGCUCAAAUAUACUGGGUCAGGGAAAGGACAGGAGGUCAGACUUCGUGAACUGACACACCUUUGUUGUUCUCAGGGACUUGAAGUUGAGACCCAGAGCUCUGUAAUUUUAUUCCUUUACUGCUUAAUAAACUACAUUAACUGAGACCGAAUAUCUUCUCCUAUUGCUUCAUUAAAGAACAUGCAGGACUGAGCUCACACAUAGCACAUUGGAGAGUAGGAUGAGCCCCCAGUCCAUCAAUUGGUGACCCCGACGUGAUUUGAAGCCGGAGAAGUGACGGGAUAAAAGACAUUCAACAGCGGAGGACAGCAGUAUUGUGACAACACCUGCCGCGGCCUAAAAAGAAGCUUUCUCCAAACAGGUGACCACAGCUCGGGAGGGAGCAGAAGGGAAAGACCCCCCAACAUCAGAGUGGGUCCUACUCAAGGUGAUCAAACGAAAGUGGUCAGAGCCUAGGUGGACUGGUCCCUACAAAGUCGUGGAACGGACGUCCCACGCCGUCAAACUACAGGGAAAAGGUGACACAUGGUAUCACUGGAGUCAGUGUGCAGUGGCAGAGACACCUGCCCGAACACUGGAGGACAUAAGAGACACUAAAGCUUAAAAAAAGAAAAAACACGCACAGCUUACUCACACCGACAUUUAUUCAUUUAGCUUAGCAUAAGUGCGGAAGAGAUAUCCUGUGAUCAAUGUGAAGGUUUGAAGCUCCUCUGAAGCAACACUUUGCCCAGAGUACGUUUGAGUAAUAUAAAGCCAGGAUACAAGAAAGACUCGCUUGCAGAACAUUUACACUCCAUAUUUACUCUUAUAUUUUACACGUUUAUAUUUACCUUUUUGCAAAAAAAAAAAAAAAAAAAAAAAAAUGAAA
Messenger RNA from Epinephelus fuscoguttatus (brown-marbled grouper), 8006 nucleotides. Its product is annotated as complement C4-B-like. The transcript is spliced from 43 exons. Gene Ontology annotation, cellular component: extracellular region. The record is from RefSeq and is a predicted model, not a curated record. Gene Ontology annotation, molecular function: endopeptidase inhibitor activity; protein binding. Gene Ontology annotation, biological process: complement activation. Bases 1714 to 6915 code for a protein of 1733 amino acids. NCBI's taxonomy places the organism in Eukaryota, Metazoa, Chordata, Actinopteri, Perciformes, Serranidae.